This is a messenger RNA of Dalotia coriaria, 8543 nucleotides long. RefSeq names its product alan shepard (gene shep). The record is from RefSeq and is a predicted model, not a curated record. The transcript is spliced from 8 exons. The coding region runs from base 516 to 1970 and encodes 484 amino acids. NCBI's taxonomy places the organism in Eukaryota, Metazoa, Arthropoda, Insecta, Coleoptera, Staphylinidae. Gene Ontology annotation, cellular component: nucleus; ribonucleoprotein complex; cytosol. Gene Ontology annotation, molecular function: mRNA 3'-UTR binding; poly(U) RNA binding; poly(A) binding.
GAGUCGCGCCGACCGUCGAGCGCAUAGCAGCGCAAGAUGGUGUCCGCGUAGUGUGUGCGUGCGCGUGGGGAGUGGCGAUUCCAUUAAUUCUCGGUUGCGCCGUGGCGUGAAGAUUUUUUCGCACGUCGAUAGUCGCAGCCGACACGGGCCUGUGUCCGCUAGUCAUUGCAUUCCGAUCGGACGCGAGCAAGUGCUGCGUCGUGCCGCGCCGUGUGUGUUGUUAUCGCCUACCUUCCACAGGACGCAGGGGUGAGGCGCGCCGAAUGCGACUGCAUCCGCGCCGAUGGACCUUUGACGGCGCUCUCGUGCCGACCGAUUCGCGAACUGCGAAGAAGGGCUCCGGUGCGCGCCGCGACGGCCGUAACAGUUGUGCCCCGUGCCCAUGACGGCGGCGUGUUGAUACAGGGACACACCCCAUUUGUAUAUUGCGCCGCGCUAACAACCUGUCUGUGAUAAAAACAAAAAUAAGCAACUAACGUAAACAAAUCGCGCGAGCUCGUGUGCGCGCCGCAGCGAUGGCCGUUCGCAUGGACAACGUCGCCAGGAAACUUAACUACAAGAUGACAAGUAGUAACGGAGGCAGCAGAGCGCCGUUUCCUGGCGGCGUCAAGCCUCCAAUGGCUACGCAACAUCAGAACUUCCGCAGCGGCCAGUGGCCUAACCACACGAACUACUAUCAACGCUAUCCCCAGUACACGGCCAAUAGCACCGGGAACUACACGUCCACCUCGAAUUCGUAUGGAAACCAGAGGGUGCCGACUGCCGCCUCUCCCAGCAACACGAGCAGUUCCAGCAGCCACACGGGCAGUCAGAGCGGCACGGUAUCGACGUCGUUGAGCAACAACGUGCCCCAGGGCAAUGGAAAUGCCGCCUCCUCCGAGCAGCUAUCCAAGACCAAUCUUUAUAUACGUGGCCUCACACCCAAUACCACCGACAAGGACCUCGUUAACAUGUGUUCUCAGUACGGUACCAUUAUUUCAACCAAAGCCAUUUUAGACAAGAAUACAAAUAAAUGUAGAGGAUAUGGUUUCGUCGAUUUCGAAAAUCCGGCGUCGGCCGAGCGAGCUGUCAAGGCGCUGACUGCGAAAAACGUUCAGGCGCAAAUGGCCAAAGUGGGUAAUUGGUUGCAUCGUAGGCCCACUCAACAAGAGCAGGACCCGACGAACCUGUACAUCGCCAACUUGCCGACCACCUAUAAGGAGUCGGACGUCGACAAUAUGCUGUCCAAGUUCGGCCAGGUGAUAUCGACUCGUAUUCUGCGCGAUUCGGUGGGCGUCUCAAAGGGCGUCGGCUUCGCGCGCAUGGAGUCGAAGGAGAAAUGCGAACAAAUCAUCAACAUGCUCAACGGGCACUCUCUGCCCGAGAACAAGGAGCCGCUCCUGGUGAAGUUUGCCGACGGCGGUAACAAGAAGAAGAAUCUGUACAAGAAUAACGAUAACAACAAGGGUAUGAUCACUACAAUGAUCACCGGGGGCGACGGCAUUGCUGCCGUUAGUUACGACCCCAAUGCCCUGGCGCCUAACGGCGUUGGUCCGCACCAAGUCAUCCCUGGUACUAUUCCAAACUACGGUAGACACUUUUCACAGGUGCCCAGCUAUGCUCAGUGGGUGCCGCAGUAUGCGGUUAUGCAGGCGGCGGCGACCGUGCCGACCGUCGACGAUGGCUAUAACUUGACGGCGGCGCAUUUGGGCACCUACAAGAACGACGGGCAGCCAUCGCGCAUUUCGGUAGUCCUGCCAUCGGAGACUGCCGUUCCAUACCAGCAGAUUCUGCCGCCGCAGUACUCGUUUCAGUUGACCGCUCAGAUGGGCGCGAUGCAGAUCGGCACGGCUCCGUACAUCUCGCAUAACUAUCCGUACUUCUCGCCGUCGAUCAUCCACGCGAUGCCCAUGCAAGAUUCGGAGCACACUUCGAACGCUGCUAGCCCGGAGGACCCCUACCAGCCCUACCAGUCGAACACGCAAAAAUAAAUGACGAACACACGCAAAACUUCGCCGCCCGCCCGACAUCGCGAUACCGGUCGGGCGAUCCAUAUACUACCGGACUUGCGACAUUUACCAUUCGAUUACAAUUCGAAAAUUACGAUCACAUACAUAAAUGAAGAAACAACAAAUUCACACAAAACCAACAAAAAAUAUGAGAGAAUCGCAGAUUUCUACAAACAAAACAGUGCCAAUCUUCCGAUAUUUGUUGGCAUUGCCCGCAAAUAGUUUUAUUUUAUCGCGUUUUUUUUCUUCUUUAAAUUGAUUUUUGUUUGCUCGAUUUGUUGUAGCGUCUUAACGAACGGAAUGAAGCGUUUCUUUCGGCGACGAAACUAAAGAUAUGAGUUAUCUUAGCAAUUUUGCGUUAACUUGUUCGUUGGUUAGUAAUUGGCCGUCACUUGAUUGUGGGACUGAAGCAUUAAAAGAAUGUUCCUGUUUUGUAAAGUUGUGUAUCGGAAUAUCAAAAACAAAAAAAUUGAAACCAGAGAGUCUAAUGAAAGUUAUUAAGGAAUUUUACGCGCAGAGAGAAAAUUAAAUCGUUAAAUUACAUAUAAAUAUUUAAGUAUAGAAAACGGAGUCAAAAGUGGCUUUAUUUUUAUUUUCAUUUGGUAAACUGAACAAAAAAUUAUUGAGACGUUUGGGCUAAGGAAGCAGUAAGCUUGUAAAUAGUUAGCUUUUAGAUAAACACUAGGUCGAAUUGGAUUCUGAGAUUAGAGGAUGCGUUGGAGGAGGUGGAGAGAUUGGAAUUGAUAGCAAACCAUUUUUCAGUCAGUCAGAGCAGAGGGAAAGCGUCGGAGCGCCGACGGAUCGCAAGCAAUUGCGAUUGUAAAUAGAAAAAGUGUCGGCCAUUCGAUUCGAACUUAUUUUUAAAGAUCUUCCUUCAUUUUGUACGAAUCAAACGCUGCGAAGCGACAUUUGCAAAGUGUAGACAGUAAAAUGAUGAAAUUCGCAAAAGCAGGCGCACGCGUGCGACAAAAUUUUAAGGGUUAAUAAGAUUUUUAGAUAAUAAGUAAUAUUAAGUCACACUUUAUUUUUUGAACAUGUUACAUUACAUACAAAUGCAGUACCGCAGCAACGUUGAACGAAUAAAAAAGCUACUAAUACGCGAAAACUACGCCGCAAACUAGAAGGGCGACCCGGGUACGCACGUAAAUGCUCAUCAAACUAUGAAUGUCAGUUUAUUGACGUACUGAAUCAAACAUUUCUUCCUGGAAAACAUAUUAUAACAAGCGAAAAGAAAUGCGAGCCUCGGCGCGAAGGAGGCUAGACGUUAAGACGAGACAGACUUCCAAUAAAUGUAAAGUAUUAGUAACAUAACAAUCACGUUUCGACCGGCGCAGACAAGACGAAAUUGACACAAAAAAAAAUUUGCAAAACACAGAUUAUUCCGAUUCGAGUCCGCAGCGCACUCGUUUUCGUUUCAUUUCUGAAUUAUUAGUUCGAUUAGCAGUGGUACAACAACAGCACCGUGUAAGCGUAACAUUUUUGAAAGGCAUUCGAUUUUUGUGAGAAAUCGGGAAGCGAAGGAACGACUUUCAAUCGAGAUCGAGUAAUAAGACAAAAUUAGAUGCGAUUAGUUCUCUCGGUUUAACUAUAAAGGAAACAAAAUAACAUAAUACAAUAUAAAGGUAAAUAAAAUAACAUAAAAUAAAACGACUGAUAUUUUAUAUAUGAACAACUUACAAAUUGUUGAAUAGAUUACGGACGUUUUUUACGGACGGAUUUUUGAAAGUUUUUCGUUUUUCUCGAUGUUACAAACUUUGAAAUGAAACUAAUGCCCGAAUUUCGUUCCACACACACAGACAUACAGACACACACUGGCGGCGACGCGUACCGCCACCUGCGCCGCCGCCCCAACUGCGCGCAUUUUGCACAUUGAAAUGCGCGCAGUUGAUCAACGCGGUGCAUGUGUGGGGUGUCGCGCGCGCCCGCGAAUAUGGCUUUCCAUCGUUUUGUUUCAUCAGUUGUGAAUUCCCAUGAAUUACGGUUUUAUCUAGAAAUCUAGACUGAUGUAGCAAACGAAUUGCGAUUCGUGUAAUAAUUCAAUUAAGAAUAAUAACACUGCUUAGCGAGCAAAUGAAGUUCGAGGCGCCUUUCGAUUUGACACAACUUAUUAAGACCGAAGGAACUCACAAAUCUGUUAAAAAUUAGUCGUUUGUUACAUAACGUUUAAUGAGAGUUACAAAGACAACACACGAGCGGACGAGGAAUAAUGGAACGCAUUAACAAUAAACAAUCCGAAACACAGCAAGGGUUUUCUGGCAAAAAAAUAUAAAAGAAAUCACGAGAACGAAACACACGCAAAAAAAAAUAAUUGUCGAAUUGGGUACAAUUCGCACGGUAGGCUUGACAUUUUUAUAACGAAAAUAGAAUUUUUAUACACACUACUCAUGAUAAUCAUGAUUAAAGCAAAAUGGUAAUUGAUAAAAGAUACACAUUAAUACGUUUAAACAUAAAACAAUGGACUGAUGACAAACUAAUUAUAUUUUAAUUCAACUUAAUUAAUUCCGGAGAUUAUUACCAAAAAUUACUAGCGACUAAAGAAUUUAAAAGUUCAGCAAAUGAAGUUUAUCAUUCGAGGCGUCCUGCUAAUUUGAUUAGCAUGUGCUUCAGACGAAUGCGAUGUUGAGAAGGUGAAAUGCAGCAGAGUCGCAGGUGAAUGCGAAUUUCGGUUCAACGCAUUUCGUUGCUCGGAUGUUCCCUCAGUUUACAUUAAAGUUUAAAUGGUCUAGUCAUUAAAUUUGUAUAAAAUAGUUAUUUAAAUGUUAAUCAUAAAUUAAUAUAUUUUAUUAAUUUUAUACAUUACACCUACGAGACGAAGAAGAAAGCGAUGGGGCAGCGGGUAACAAUGGGGGCAGAAUGAUAGGAGGAUGCGCGAGAUGAGAGGAAUUGAAAGAGUCGAUUUUAUUUAUUUUUUAUUACAUAGGACUAUUAUUUUUGGAUAGCAAUUUUUAUUUUUGUGUUUAAUUAAUUUAUUUAUUAUUUCGUAUGACUCUUGCUAGUUUACGGUAGGGGUUGAUGGCGCGGGGCGCUGUUGUGAAGGAGAAACGCUCAAUUGUUUUUAUUUUUAACGGAUUUUCGCACCGCCGGAAAUCUGCAUAUUCGCGUCUGAUGGCGAAAUGCGUUGAACUCGCGGAAAUGACGAACGAACCACGAACGAAUUGUGAUCUUACGAGGAGCUGGAACAUGAAACAACACACGCGGACUAGACACGACCACUAGUUGAGAAAACAGGUUUAAAAGCCGUGCACUAUGAAUAACGCUGAUACGAACGCGCGCAGCAGCAAGCGAGACGAAAGAGAUUUCAUGAAAGAAAAUACACACGAUUGAAAAGUAAUUCGUACCGUGCCUUUUCAGAUUAGUCCAGACAGGGAUCUACUGAAAAAUAAAUUAAAUUGAAAAAGAAAAUGAAAAAAAAAUUACAUAAAAAUAUUUUAAUAUAUUUUUUUAAUAAUAACUAAAAAUAAAUACUUCAAAUAUGAAUGAACUCUUAAACCUAAACAGAAUAUGCGUUUACCAGUUAUCGAUUCACAGGAACAAAAGACAAGAGCCCAGAAAUUUUUACGAAAUCCAAACCGGAAAUUACCUGCAAUCGGCUUUCAUAUUCGGUCGAUGAAUUUUUUAUUUCGAGAAUCUGGCUUUCCUUCAGUUAUCAAAUGUCACACAGAGGAAAUACUUAUAGUGAUGUAAUAAAUAAUUAAAUUUCAAAGAACGUACACUAGAGAUCUUAUUUAAUUUAUUUAAGCGUAAUGUUAAUGAAGCUAAUUAAGAAAUAGUAUCAAGUAUUACAAAAUGGAAACACACACACUAAAACGCGCCUUCAGAAAGUUUUUAUUUGUUGCUAUUGCAAUGAACAAAUAAAAUGUGGGAAUUCGGGAAUGUACUGAUAAGCAAAUUGGUCGGAUGAGUGCAAAUUUAAGUUGUUAUUAAUUUUGUAAUGUUCAACCACACCCAGUUAGAUGCGUUUCGAAGUUUAACGAACCUGCAAAAUUCCAUUGAUACGACGAUAGCAAAAAGUGAUGCGAGAGUCUGACAAACACACACUGAAAAAUGAAUUCGAACUAGAACGAAACAAAACACGGCACAUGUAUUUAACUUAAAAUCAAAUCAAAAGCCACAUUUUCGACCGUCACCUGGAAAUGUGUAAUGCAAAAAUAUCUUAACAUUCACACACUUAGUAAGAGAUGAUCCUUUAUGAGAUGACAGAGAUGCCUAUUUAUACAGAAUUUUAAAAUUAACAUUUACUAUACAACACGAUUACAUUAUUUGUCAAAACCAAGUAUAAUAAUGGAAAACCUUUGUACAUAAACCUUAAAUGGGAGGAAAACAAAAUGAAAACCAAACGACUAUAAAUGAAAUGAAAAACUAAUGCUAAGUUUACGCGUAGUUAGCGUUGUAUGUAAAUUUAAAUCGAUAGGUGUUGGCGCGACUCGGACGGUCGCGAGAGAAGACACAAAAUAUGGGAAUGCGAUGUGCUGAUGUGCAUGCAGAGACAGUUAACUGAUACGUUUCGUUCUUUUUUACACGACACUAAAGUGGAUUCAACGCAAAACUAAAGUAAAACAAAGAUUAAACGAUGAGACGACGGGGCGAUGAUAAACGUAGAGGAUGAAUACUUAGUAACGUAAUGUAUUUAGCUAACGAUAAAGAAAACAACUAAGCGUAAGACUAACUCUAAGCAUUAGACUGUAGGUACAUAGGGAUUAGACACAUAGAUUUAUAAAUUAAGUAGUAGCUAGACUUAACAAGGCGACGCGAGCAGGAUACGAAUGUUAGUUGUAAUUAAGUCAUUGAUAUACAAAAGUCUUCGAAGGAAGCGAGGCGAGUCAGACGACGCGCAAUGGUUGCGCGCGAGCAAGUUGGCAGAUUCGUAAUUUGCGCUGAGAGAAAAAAAAACCAAUUGAAAAAUAUAUAUAAAAAUAGCUUCUUUAGUUGUUUAGAUGGGGCUUUUACCUAUUAGCGUUAGUUUUUAAGUAACAUUAAGAAAAAUUCUAAUAUUAAGUAAGCUUAAACUGGAAUGUGUGCGCACGAACUUAAUCGCUGCGAGAGGAGUGGAACGACACCGAGAACGGUUAAUGCGUAACGGCGAGGAGCGAGAAAAGUCGAUUGGGUGAAAAGCUUAAACAAGACUUUAUUUUUGAGUCACUUUUGAACAUUUUUCAAGUCAAACUUAAAAAUGGAGGUAGUAACGGACUUUGCUUCUCUCUUUUGAGGAGGUACGAAGAUUAAAACGGAGAAAAUGAAAACUAUUUGUAAUUUAUAGUUUUAAGUCCUAGUUAAGUAGUUAGUUAGUGAUUAUAAAAAUUAUUUAAAAAAUUGAAAGAAUAUUUAUUAGUUUUAAGUUCUUUUUUUAUUAUAAUAUUGAAUACGGAUAGUUAAGAUUUAAGUUUACAUGAAAUGAUAAUUAAUUAAGAAUGUUGUUAUGGACGCAUUGGAUUUGAUGUUUUCUUUCUUAAACCAAACACGUUUCGUUGUGCCGCCCGCGGCGCGUUUUUAGAAUUGUCCUAUGGCGACUGAUUUUAUACUGCUGAGGAUGUAAAUUGCUUGAUAGUGCCAUGGCGCGAGUUGCUCUUGAAUUCGGGAAUAUCAAUGCGAAUCCAAUGCGUUCAAAUCGUGCGUCGUUUUUUUUUUUUUUAGUCAUUUGUUCGCGAGUUUCUUUUGUAUCAAUCGUUAUUCGUACUAGUACAGCCUGCAUGUAAUGAUUUGCAGCUCGUUGCGAGCGCCUUCUUUGUUCUUCAGUCGAUCUUAAUUAAUGUUCACAUUUUUGUACAUUUAUUUUCUGAUUUCGAUGUGUUUUUAGUCGUAAGUUACGUCUUAAGUCGUUUUUAAAUCUUAAGUACAUACCUAGUUUGUAAAGUAGUCCAAAAACAAAAAUGCCGAUCUUAUUUUCGUUCCCGCUGUGUGGAGUGGGUGGGAAAUUGUGGAAAUGGUCGAGAAACGAAACAAGUGUAUGUUUGCUUAUUUUGCGAAAUGCCAUUGAAGUUGAGUCAAAGAACAUUGCGAACCUAACGCAAAUAUGAUGAAUGUUUUUGUUGGAUAUAGAAAUUACUUGACGGUGAACUGGAAGGGAACUAAGUUUAAUGAUAAAAAAAAAGUUAGAGAUAAGCAGAAAAUAAGGAAGCAGUUUGUUAGGAACGUGCGAAUGCUUAAUUAUUGAAGAGCCGGAAAGCAACUAAAGCGAUGAGAGUAAGAAUAAGAUGAAAGAGACACAGAGAUAUAAUAGAUAUAAGUAUAAAUGUUUUCUAUUGUUGCGUAUGGUAAACGAGAAUUAGUUGAACAAAUUGAGAGAAUGUUGAGAAAGCAGAUGAUUUUGUUUAUUGAUUUGUUCCGUUUAAACAAUUCCUAAAGAAUUCGACAUGGUGGUCUUCCGCAUCCUGUGGGCCACGACAUGAAUUGAAGCGAGUAUGUGUUUGAUGUUCUACGGGAACGUUAUCAAAUUAUACCUAACAUGGAGGAAAUCAUUUAUUUUUUUGUUUUUUUUUUGCGUAUGUUUGUAAGUUUUAUUUUUCUGUGUUGGUAAAAUAAAACUGUACUUGUCCAGGAUUUUUACCACGAGAAAAA